UCUACCUAUUCUUUACGGUGAAACGAAGCAAAAUGCGCUUGGCCGGCUCUUACAAGAAAUCGUCGCUCGGUCGGGCGACACUGUUGUCCUUGACUGGGUCGGAAAAUCAUCCUCAUUUAAUAGCUGUCUCCCAGCCGAUAUUAUGUCGUACAAAGCCCCGCCAUGCACGUUGUCAUCUCUGUCCGAGGACGAGAUGCAGACAUCUGUUUCCACGCUGAGAAACACUGUGGCUAUGGAGUCAGCUUUGAAACUGUAUACCCUCCUUGACAACCUCAGCGCCCCCCGUUUCGCGAACUCCAGAUUGCAACUUCCUUGCAUCGCAUUUCGCGUCACAGAAGUCAGACGGAGCCGUGACCAUGGCCAGGACACAUCUUUUACCUACUAUGUCAAGGCAGACGGGCUUCACGACCUGCAAGUGACCACAAAAGCCAGAGUGAGUCAAUUCUCGUCGGUAAGACCUACCCAACAGACAUUCCUGCUUGUCGUCCGUGGAAUCGUUGUAACCUCAGGCUGCCUGACUUUGCGAAUGACAAGACCAUAACAACACGACCCUCACCAGGGUCUCCGGGCCUGUCAGACCAGUGUUCGGAGGUUUAUUCCAUGUCACCAGCUUGGUCCCAGUCCCCUGAGCGUAGUGCUUCAAUGGAUUCGCCAGAUAGCCUCCAUGCGCCGGUUGAUUUGGAAGCAAACGAGAGAGCGUUGAGGUUGAUCGUUCGCCUUGGACAGCCUUUUGGU
Messenger RNA from Suillus subaureus, 735 nucleotides. RefSeq lists its product as uncharacterized. The transcript has a single exon. Lineage: Eukaryota; Fungi; Basidiomycota; Agaricomycetes; Boletales; Suillaceae. The coding region runs from base 143 to 541 and encodes 132 amino acids. The record is from RefSeq and is a predicted model, not a curated record.